AUGUCUGAUGAAAAAGUACAAUGGUUUUGGGAUGCAAAUCCAAGUCCAUUUGGUAAAGAUCAAUCACAUAUAUGGACUGCAUAUAGUGCAGAAGAUAAUAAAAUAAUUGAAGAACGUUUUGGAAGUAAAGCUGUAAAAGCUGAACUUAAAAAUCAUUAUGUAUACUUUAGUGAACGUAUGCAAGUACAUAAACAAGAUUUUCAUAAACAAAGACCAGUUAAACGUGAACCACAUAAAUAA
Molecule: messenger RNA, 240 nt
Organism: Rotaria sp. Silwood2
Lineage: Eukaryota; Metazoa; Rotifera; Eurotatoria; Philodinida; Philodinidae
Source: the annotation of a GenBank genome assembly